Messenger RNA from Haemonchus placei, 792 nucleotides. The record is from the annotation of a GenBank genome assembly. NCBI's taxonomy places the organism in Eukaryota, Metazoa, Nematoda, Chromadorea, Rhabditida, Trichostrongylidae.
AUGGAUGUCCUGUCUCAGCGAAACGAAAAUGUCGGCUCAGGCGAUGCAGUUACCGAAACAAAGAGGCCUAGGCUUGAUGCUGAUGACCAGCUGCUCACCAUCCGUUUUGUAAAACUGAGUCCUGAUGCUCAAGCACCGGUUUAUGGUUCUGCUGCUGCAGCUGGAGCAGAUCUUUUCAGUGCAGAGGAUUGUGUUGUACCGGCGCAUGGUAACACGAUGCCGGUAAUGUUGGGAAUAAGCGAGACCCUUUGUAACCGUCCGAUUUAUGAAGUUGGUGGAAUCCCCCUAUUCUCCGAGAAUUAUACUCACCCUCUUUUCAAAAACAGUCACUACGACUCCAUCAUCACCAUUUCAAGAGCUCAGACCUUUUCAAAAAUGAGCCACGCUAUCCAUUCAGGUGCCACCACCGAGGCGAGAAACCAGUGGAGUAAGAUUGUUUCCUCUUUUUCAGGUAAGUUCUGCGUCUCGACCGGUCUGCAGGUUGAGCUUCCAUUCGGCUAUUACGGACGUGUUGCGCCACGAUCCGGUUUAGCGGCUAAAAAUUUCAUCGAUGUCGGUGCUGGCGUUGUAGACAGUGACUACCGAGGAGAGCUGAAAGUUUUGCUUUUCAAUUUCGGACCAUCCGACUUUGAGGUACGCGGCAGGCUGAGCUGUUUAUGUUCAUUUGUAAAAAAGGGAGACCGAAUUGCUCAGUUUAUUUGUGAGCGUAUUGCUCACUGCAAGUACGAGGAAUGUACCACUUUGACUGACACCGUCCGAGGUGAAGGUGGAUUUGGUUCCACUGGAAAGUAA